UGUCUUUGUUUGUCGCUCUCCUCCUCUCCAUCUUUAAAAGCAUCAGUCGGGAAGUAAAGCGGAGAAAGGGAGGCGACCGCGCAAAUACAAUGAUCUCAGAAACUGGCAGCGACAAUCCCAAGGCCGACUAUCUGCGAUCCGACGCGAGCUUUUGCAACGACUCCCCCGUCUCCUCUUCUCCGGAAGCCGGGCAGCGGCUGAGCGGAAGGCGGGACACGCAGACCACCAGCGGCAGCAUCCUCCCGGAGGAGAACGGCAGCAUCCAGCCCCUGGUGUCCUCCUCGUCCUGCGCCGCCGCGGCCGCCUCCUGCAUCAUGACAUCCGGGGAGUUCAUGCAGACCGCUCCCCUGCUGGUGCACCGGUCCAAGAGGAGCCUCCUGUACAAGGCGCUCUGCUUCCUCCUGCUCGUCUUCCAGGGGGGCAUCCUGGACUUCUACCUCAUCAUCUUCACAGACCUGUACUGGUGCUCGUGGAUCGCCACGGACCUGGUGGUGGUGUCCGGGUGGGGGAUCUUCUUCAUGAAGAACGCGCGGAGUAAGAGGGAGCGGGCCUGCGGCUUCCACCAGAAGAGCUCCAUCUUCGGCUGUAACUUGGGGGAGUUCACCUACGCAUACCUGGCCUGGCUCAUCUAUGUCAUAGCCUGCACCCCCAAGGUGGUGCUCAUCCUGGAGACCUCCAUCCUGGACCUGAUCGCCCUUAAAGUACCAUGUGGGGUAACGGGCUUCAAGAUCAUCGUGCUGCUGUCUGCACCUCUGCUCUUCUGCCUCAUCAACUCCAUCAUUGAGGAUCUGAACGGCGCCACGCGACACCACUCCCAGAGCUGCUUCAUGAGCACCUGCCUGGACCUACUGGACAGCUUCACCCUGGUGGAGAUGCUGCUCCGGAACGAGAUCCCCACCGUGUACCUCAAGUACACCGUCAUCUCGGUGUACUUCGUGGCCCUGGCCGUCCCGGUCAUCUGGCUCUACGAGUUGACCGCGUCAGAGCUGCGUUGCCGCUGGUUGUGCGCCCGUUUCUUCUCCACAGGCCUGGUGGUGAAUGCACCGUUGCUGGUGGUCAGGUGCUUCCAGGUGUAUGUGUACAAGAUGCCCGUGUCUGUGUUCAUGUUCAAGAACAUCUUCAUCCUGCUGUGUAAGUUCCUGGAGCUGGUGGAGCAGUGCGUGGCCGUCCGCGGGGUUCGGAGGCUGGCAGGAGGAGGAAACCCGGCCCAGUUCUCCCACUGUGUCUCUGAGAACGACAUGUGUCCGCAUGGGUAUGUCAACACCUUGGCGGUCACCCAGUCCUAGAGCGGUUUAGGGUCUGGAGAUACUGUCGGUGUCUGUCGGGGGGUGUGGAGUCACGCUGCGUUCUAGACACGACUAGGAAGUGGAAGGUCCAAAUCAGACCCAAACCUCAGCCUCAAAAUCAGCAAAACAAGCGAACAAUGAAGAAAUGGAAGGUAUUCAAGAACAGUGUCCUCAUUAAUUACAAUAGUAUAAACUUAACACAUACAAACACUAACAAAACAUAAAAAUAACACACUUAUUCCAAACUGUGGCUUCAGAUAUCGGUCUCCAACCCAUGGUUAAGGCCUAGUGGAGUCCACAUGCAGUUUCAUUCUAAGAUGAUUAAUCACAUUUAAUGCACUUUGUUACAGCAGUACCAACCUGAAAUAUUAACUGGGCCUGAGCAGUACUGGGGAUACUAUUCUCAGAGCACAGAUAUACAACUACUGCAUACUGGAAGACACUAGUGGCUUUUCCAUCGGACAUCUGCGCAAAA
Sphaeramia orbicularis (orbiculate cardinalfish) is the source of this 1761-nucleotide messenger RNA. It is a transcript of the gene tmem121b, whose product is annotated as transmembrane protein 121B. The transcript is spliced from 2 exons. Bases 90 to 1286 code for a protein of 398 amino acids. NCBI's taxonomy places the organism in Eukaryota, Metazoa, Chordata, Actinopteri, Kurtiformes, Apogonidae. The record is from RefSeq and is a predicted model, not a curated record.